AAACAAUAAUUGGGAAAUAGGAGACCGCGUGGCUCAAUCGUUCUGACUAGUUUUUGCUUAAAAACUAUUUCUUUUUCCUUUGAUUUAGCAAUAACAUCUUUUGCUGACAAUUUACUUAUAUUUACUAUUGUAGUGAUUUACAGAAACAUUAAAAAGUAGUUUUUUGAGCAAAACAAUCGAAUUAUUGUGUAUUGAAAAUCCUAACCUAAAAAAAAACUUGUGGAAGACUCACUAAUCUCGGUGUGAAUAUAAAAAAGUGAUUUUCCCGGAAGUAAAACCCGCGAAUCCCACAAAAUGCCACAGAACGAGUAUAUGGAACGUCAUGCAAAGCUGCAUGGACGGCGGCUGGAUUAUGAGGAAAGGAAGCGCAAGAGGGAGGCACGUGAGCCAAAGAAGCGCUCCAAGAAGGCACGAAUGCUGCGGGGAAUCAAGGCGAAGAUUUUCAACAAGGAACGUCGCAAUGAGAAGAUUCAGAUGAAGAAGAAGAUCCAGGCGCAUGAGGAGAAGCGAAUCAAGAAGAGUGCUGAACAGGAGAAAGAUGGAGCACAUCCACAGUAUUUGCUGGAUCGUGGUGUACAGUCCAGUGCUAAGGUGCUGUCAAACAUGAUUAAGCAGAAGCGCAAGGAGAAGGCAGGAAAGUGGGAUGUCCCCAUACCCAAGGUUCGUGCUCAGAGUGAUGCUGAAGUCUUCAAAGUACUCAAGUCCGGAAAGACAAAGAGGAAAGCCUGGAAGAGGAUGGUGACAAAAGUUACCUUCGUCGGGGAGGAUUUCACCCGGAAACCCCCAAAGUUUGAGAGAUUCAUCCGCCCCAUGGCGUUGCGCUUCAAGAAGGCCCACGUAACACAUCCCGAACUCAAAGCCACAUUCUGCCUCCCAAUAAUUGGCGUCAAGAAGAAUCCCAGCUCACCGAUGUUCACGAGUUUGGGCGUUAUAACGAAGGGUACAGUCAUUGAAGUGAAUAUCUCAGAACUUGGUCUUGUGACACAAUCCGGGAAGGUUGUCUGGGGGAAAUAUGCUCAAGUGACGAAUAAUCCGGAAAAUGAUGGAUGUAUUAAUGCUGUACUUCUCGUUUAAAUCUCCCCAACAACGCUUUGUUUUUUUAUAAUAAAAAGAAAAUAAUUUAAAAAAUAA
This is a messenger RNA of Lutzomyia longipalpis, 1131 nucleotides long. It is a transcript of the gene Ip259, whose product is annotated as ribosome biogenesis protein NSA2 homolog. NCBI's taxonomy places the organism in Eukaryota, Metazoa, Arthropoda, Insecta, Diptera, Psychodidae. The transcript has 2 exons. Gene Ontology annotation, biological process: maturation of 5.8S rRNA; maturation of LSU-rRNA. Bases 295 to 1074 code for a protein of 259 amino acids. Gene Ontology annotation, cellular component: nucleolus; preribosome, large subunit precursor. The record is from RefSeq and is a predicted model, not a curated record.